Molecule: messenger RNA, 1623 nt
Organism: Penicillium angulare
Lineage: Eukaryota; Fungi; Ascomycota; Eurotiomycetes; Eurotiales; Aspergillaceae
Product: Zn(II)2Cys6 transcription factor domain-containing protein
Exons: 2
Coding region: 1-1623 (540 amino acids)
Biological process (GO): regulation of DNA-templated transcription
Molecular function (GO): zinc ion binding; DNA-binding transcription factor activity, RNA polymerase II-specific
Source: RefSeq, a predicted model, not a curated record
AUGGUGGGGGUUCCACACAGUACUGGCUGUGCUCUCUGUCGCGAACGACAUAUCAAGUGCGACGAGGCCGUCCCCGAAUGUUCUCAAUGCCAGCGCUAUGGCCGCACUUGUCCUGGGUAUCGUCGCAUCUUCAGAUUCCAGGACGAAGGCCCCAGCCUUGCGCGGCGGCAUCGUCCUGUCUCUCGUAGAAGAGACCGUGGCUUAUCAUCAAGAUCCACAACCUCAACCCCAGCCCCAGCCCCUGCAGCUGCAGCUGCAUGGCAGAUCGAGUCGCUCGGGCCUAUUGAGCACCCGGAUGACGGCGCCGGCGCCGCAACGGUUGUGCGCGAAAAUGCCAUCGCCUUAAUGCGAAGACACUCAGCGACUAUUUCGCUAGACGAGAAUGUAUCGCCUUCUUUAGUGCGAAAAACAUUCAAAGCGGCGCAACCACAGCUCUUUUUAGAUUUUAUCACCGCGUCGUUUCCGACAUUGUACUUCCAUAAUCGGUUUCGCGCGGGCAACGACCCCGGAUUUCCGGAGUAUAUCAUGAUGAACUUUGGUCAGGAUGCGUAUCUUGAUUCGGCGAUUUGCUGCUUAAGCUCGGUUUAUUUGGCGCAUCUCACGCAGGACCCUGUUCUUCUUCGUACUAGUCGGCGAAUGUAUGGGGUUUCUUUGGGUGAAUUUAUUCGUGCUAUAUCAACGGGUAACCAUGCCUCUUCGGAUAAUAUGCUUUGCACUGCUAUGAUGCUUAGUGUUUAUGAGAUGUAUGCUCAGACUAGUCCCGAUGCGUGGGUCGUUCAUUCCGAUGCGGUAAAGAGACUCAUGACUAGCCGCGGCACAAAUAUGCACAAGUCAGGCUUUGGGAGGUCCUGCUGGAUUGCCUUUCGAGGCUUCCACGUCGCUACAGCCGUGUACCAGGGAAAGCCAUGCUUUCUCGAUCAAAAAGAAUGGCAAGACUACGCUUCUCAGACUAUGGCCGAGGAUGCCCAGAAGCCCGGUGAAUGGGCUGCCUAUGCUGUUAUCUCCGACAAGGUCUUCAUGGAAAUAGCCAAGUGUCCACGAUAUAUUAGUGAAACGCGAAAUUUACUCUCCGGCUCAUCUACGCUUGUCGAAAUUGACCAUGGAUUUCUUAUACGGCGUAUCCAAGACACAUCUCAUCGCUUACAUGCCCUCAGUGCCGAACUUCGAUCAUGCAUCAACGCCCAUAGCCAACGCCAGCAGGGUAUCAUUCGGCGCCCGGGUACAUUUGUCGGACCUGUCCCUGAGGUGUUCCCAGAGACCGGUCCAUCCUUGCUUCUUCGUGGCGCGGAGAAUAUACAAGAUACUCUCCGUGAACUGUGCAAUCGUCUUGAAGGCAAAUUCCGAUGUCGGGUCAUCGAAGGACUUUCUCCUGACUCGGGAACUGCGACACUCAGCGAUGGCAGUGAAGAUACACCAUCGCCACCGACCAUUAGUCCGAGAACCCUCACGUUACCCUUUCGCAUACACUCCGAACUCGGUCGUGGUCCCUCCCGGACAUCGGAUCGUGACGAUCCUCGCGCGGUUAUUUGGUUGGAUCGUGUUGCUUCGUCAAUGGGUGUCCUUGGUACAAAGGUUCUUACAGAAAAUGAGCCGCCGUUAGGGUGCAUUGAAGAGGAGGACUAG